AUUCAUCGGCUAAAGAGCGAAACCGGCGAAACGGCGGCAAAAAAAAAAAAAAGGAAAAAAAAGCGUUCGACAGAUUAAUUUCGCUUUAGCUUUACCGCCAGGUCGACAGGCGAUAUCAGAAGUGUCAUUAUCGAAAUGGCACCGAACGCCCGAGUUGUGUGGCCGCGUAUUUUCUUGUUCGGCGACUCGCUAACACAGCAAUGCUUUUCAACCGAAGGCGGCUGGGGAUCUGCUGUUGCCGCCGCAUUCGAGAGGAAAUGCGAUGUGGUUGCCCGCGGCUUCUCCGGUUACAACUCGCGCAUGUGCAAGCACGUCCUCCCCCGAGUCCUGGGCCCAGAGGACGCCAGCACAGUGGCGGCGUUCGUGCUUUGCCUUGGCGCCAACGACAGUUCGAGCCUUGUUGAAGGCGGGAAUCCAGUAGUGCCCCUGGACGAGUUUGUCCAGAACAUGGAGGAGAUGCUGUCUCACGUCAGAAUGUGUGGUAUACCGUAUGACAAGGUCAUACUUAUCACACCACCACCACCAGAUCAGAAGGCUUGGGCUGCGCACUGUAAAGAAGUUGGACAACCGCUGAGGUACCGAAGCCUCGGCUGCACUGCAAAAUAUGCGGAAGCCUGCAAGGAGCUGGGGUCUCUGAGACACCAUGCCGUCGUCGACGCCUUCUCGGCAUUUCUGAAGGAGCAGAAAUGGGAGAACCUGUUGGUGGACGGACUGCACUUCUCACGGGCCGGCGUGGGCAAGCUUACGGAGCUGCUGAUCCCACACCUGGAGAAAGCAGCCGGCCAGCUUCCCUGCCUGUUCCCAAACUGGAGGGACGUUGAUCCCAAUCGCCCCGAGCUGUCCCUGCGUGCCUGGGCCCCCGGUGACUAGUCAUCGCUGCUACGUCGUGCCCAGACUUCAGAGCCAGAAGCUAGUUGUCAUUAUUGCUACACAAUGCCCCAACUUCAAAGCCAGAGGCUGCGGGGAAGUGGCUCACCACUUUGGUGCAGUGCCGGCAUGGCGGUCAUCUUCUAAAUGCAUAGCAUUUAUAGGGCCAGCCUCGGGGAUUUUGUGUCCGUAUCACGUAACCUCGAUAAUGUCACAGUGUCGUGCAACACUGGUGAAAUCAAUUGAUGCCACGUGAUAUCGCAGGGUCACAUGGCAGUGUGGUGGCUGUAUAUUCACAACACCCUCGCAAUGUACCCUGCAGUGGUUUCCUAACUUUGCCCACAAAAGGGGGAGCACGAAGAGAGCCUAAAAAUUUGCCUUUGGGAAAUGCCAGGCAUCAAACUUUGUGAUAAAAUCUGUAUUUUGUUGCGUGCAUAAACUGAAAUGAAUAAAAGCAGGCUCAAUCAUGUUCAGCGUGUGUUUAACUA
Molecule: messenger RNA, 1355 nt
Organism: Ixodes scapularis (black-legged tick)
Lineage: Eukaryota; Metazoa; Arthropoda; Arachnida; Ixodida; Ixodidae
Product: isoamyl acetate-hydrolyzing esterase 1 homolog
Exons: 6
Coding region: 136-870 (244 amino acids)
Source: RefSeq, a predicted model, not a curated record